Zootoca vivipara (common lizard) is the source of this 1994-nucleotide messenger RNA. Its product is annotated as programmed cell death protein 4. Gene Ontology annotation, cellular component: cytosol; nucleus. NCBI's taxonomy places the organism in Eukaryota, Metazoa, Chordata, Lepidosauria, Squamata, Lacertidae. Gene Ontology annotation, biological process: negative regulation of DNA-templated transcription. The record is from RefSeq and is a predicted model, not a curated record.
GCCAAAGCCACGCCAAGCGCACGGACGGACGGGCUGCUCGACGGGGCCGCCGCACUCCCAGCCAGCGGGCUGCCUCCUUCCUCCGCAAUGUCCGCCGCCUCGGCCGUCGCGGCCAGCUCGGCAGAGCUCCUGCGGGGCGACCGCGCCCCCUCCCUGCUGGGGGCGGACUAUGAGGACGAGGACCUGGCGGGGGAGCUGAUGGACGGGGGCGAGGAGGAGCCCCGGGCGUGGACCCUGCAGGAGAAGGCUCUGCACGAGGCCCGGCUGAAGGCCAAGGCCAAGCGGCGCCUGCGGAGAACGUCCUCCCGCGACUCCAACCGCGAGUCCCUCUCCGAAGGCGGGGAGCCGCUCCCCGACCCCAGCAGCCCCAAGGGCAAAAGCCACGACCGCAAAUCCCGCAUGGGCAAAGGCCGGGGGCUGCCCAAGAAAGGUGGCGCAGGGGGCAAGGGGGUGUGGGGGGCCCCCGGGGUGGUCUACAGCUACCAGGAGCCUGAUGCCCGGGAUCCCAACUACGACGAAGUCGCACAGGGGGAUACGGUCUACGCCACGGUGGUGCCUGAGCUGGAAGAGGAGGAGCUGGAGAAGGCAGUGCAGCCCAUGAUGAAGGAAUACUUUGAGCACGGAGACACUCUGGAGGUGGUGGAGCUUCUCCGCGAGCUGAACCUGGGUGGGCACAAGGCAUCUGUGCCCUCCCUGGCUGUGGCAUUGUCUCUGGAGGGCAAGGCCAGCCACCGAGAGCUGACCUCCCGCCUGCUCUCGGACCUGGUGGGGAAGGUGAUGAGCUCCGAGGACAUCGCGGCCGCCUUUGACCGGACUCUGAGCGACCUCCCCGACCUCAUCCUGGACACCCCGGAGGCCCCGCAGAUGCUGGGCCAGUUCAUCGCGCGGGCCGUGGCAGACCAUGCGCUGCCGCUGGACUUCCUCGAGCGCUACAAGGGGCGCGUGGACUGCGAGCAUGCUCGGGCUGCUCUGGACCGCGCUGCUAUCCUCCUGCGCAUCAAGCGAGAUGUCAACCGCCUGGACAACGUCUGGGGCGUGGGGGGCGGACUGAGGCCCGUCAAGCAUCUUAUCAAGGAGAUGAACCUCCUGCUCCGCGAAUACCUGCUUUCGGGCGAAGUCUCCGAGGCCGAGCGCUGCCUUCGCCAGCUGGAGGUGCCCCACUUCCACCACGAGCUUGUCUACGAGGCGGUGGUGAUGGUGCUGGAGUCCACGGGAGACAUGGCCGUCGCCAUGAUGGUGCGGCUGCUGAAGGUGCUGUGGGAGACGGGUCUGGUGACGCUGGACCAGAUGAACCGGGGCUUCCAACGGGUGUACGAUGAGCUGGGAGACAUCAGCCUGGACGUCCCGUUGGCGCACAGCAUCCUGGAGCGGCUGGUGGACCUUUGCUUUGAGGAGGCCGUCAUCACCAAGCAGCUGAGGGACGCCUGCCCUGCACGGGGCCGGAAGCGCUUUGUCAGCGAGGGAGACGGCGGCCAGAUCAAGCCCUAGACUGACGCUUCCAGCCCUGGCCUCUGCCCCUCGCCCCCUGCGAUGCCCCCAUCAGAAGGGAGCUUAAGCUGGCGAGGGGGUCAAAAGAGGGAGCUUGCCCUCCUGCAGGGCACCCCAUCCGGGUCUUACCCCCCUUCUCCAGCCCCCUCCCCAUCCCCACAAACGCAUCUCAGGAAGCAGAAGGAAGCCUGGCGUCUCGUUCCAGCGGGGAUGGCCGCCACCUUGGCGUUCGUGGCCCUAUAGGGCUCGAAGGGGCCCAGGCUUCCUCCAACAGGUCUAGCCCCUUGCUGCGUCCUGAACGGGCACAGAUACCUUCCCCAAAGCCCCCCCCCCACAGUCCCCUAAGGUCUGCGUGGUGGGGAGGUCUAUCCUUGCUCCUUGAGAAGGAUCUCAAGGUCGUGGGAAGCGGCUCUCUCGGGUAUCGGGGAGGGCAGAAUGGCAUCUCGUGAGCACGGCUGGGAGAUAAGGUGGGGGUGGAGAGGGGGAGGGAGCUGGUGUCCUUGCAG